Molecule: messenger RNA, 1506 nt
Organism: Penicillium vulpinum
Lineage: Eukaryota; Fungi; Ascomycota; Eurotiomycetes; Eurotiales; Aspergillaceae
Product: putative NAD+ kinase
Exons: 5
Coding region: 1-1506 (501 amino acids)
Biological process (GO): NADP+ biosynthetic process; NAD+ metabolic process
Molecular function (GO): NAD+ kinase activity
Source: RefSeq, a predicted model, not a curated record
AUGGAUAAGGCAGUUACAGACGAUAACCAUGGGGGGGCGAGCGAUACGGACGUCCAGAAUCAUCUAGAGGUCGUGUUUUAUCCCGAUGCCAACCACCGUCGCAAGUCAUCCCUUGUUAUGAUGGAUAAGCCGAGGGUCCAACCCUACCGAGCUCAGGAUGACAAGAUGACUGCUUGCUACGUCCACUCCCUCAUUGCGAGCGAAUGGACUUCACCCGAACACCACCUAAAAGAUACAGAAGAUGUAAUACGGACAUUGGAUGAGGACAAGACGACUAAACCGGUGGCAAAUACCAAAGGCAUCCAGCCGGAGGAAUUCGUCUCGGUGAUCGACAAGGACAACAAGCCGAUACCCACAGUCAUCGAAUCUCGGCAUCUUACAAAAAGACAGCUAUCAGAUAUGGCUUGGAAUGUGCGCAAGCUAUCUAAAAAGCUGGGCAGCAUUAAGCUCAAGCUCACCGUGAAGAAUGUCUUCGUCGUAAGCAAGGCGCAGGACGAGUCGCUGGUCAGCUUGACUCGAAAGGUUACAAGAUGGCUACUCUCCAAGGACCGGGACUAUCUAUAUGUGGUCUACGUUGAGCGGCGUCUCGAGACGCAUAAGGACUUCGGUGCCUCGCAAUUGGUACAAGACGAGCCCUCCGCCGAGGGCCGACUCAAGUACUGGGAUCCCAAGCUUGCGCAAGAAGAACCGCAUCUAUUUGAUUUUGUGAUUACACUUGGCGGAGAUGGAACCGUUCUCUACACUAGCUGGCUGUUCCAGCGCAUCGUGCCACCCGUAUUAUCUUUUGCACUGGGCUCACUAGGCUUUUUGACCAAUUUCGACUUUGCAGAUUACCAGAAGAGCCUCGAUAGUGCUUUCCGGGAUGGAGUUUUUGUCAGUCUACGGCUACGAUUCGAAUGCACCAUCAUGCGCAGCAAAGCGCGCAUGAGAGACCCGCACGCGCGCUCUCUAUCGGAGCGUGACCUAGUGGAGGAACUAAUCGGAGAGGAAGGGGAGGACACAUUAACGCACACCCCACACCAGGUGUAUGAGAUUCUCAACGAUGUAGUCCUCGAUCGCGGGCCAAACCCAACCAUGUCUCAAAUUGAACUCUUCGGAGAUGACGAGCACUUCACAACCCUGCUCGCUGAUGGAAUCUGCAUUGCCACCCCAACUGGAUCAACUGCUUACAAUCUUGCCGCUGGCGGCUCUCUUUCACACCCCGAGAACCCCGUCAUCCUUGUCACCGCCAUCUGCGCCCACACGCUAUCCUUCCGACCGAUUAUUCUACCAGACACCAUUGUCUUGCGCAUGGGUGUGCCGUACGAUGCGCGCACGAGCUCAUGGGCUAGCUUUGAUGGACGAGAGAGAGUCGAGUUACAUCCCGGUGACUAUGUUACCGUGUCAGCCUCGAGAUAUCCCUUUGCCAAUGUCCUACCUCCCGGUGGGCAGGGUGAGGGUUGGGUGCACAGCAUCUCCAAGACUUUGAAUUGGAACUCGCGAGAAAAGCAGAAAAGCUUCAAGUAG